Messenger RNA from Arctia plantaginis, 1518 nucleotides. Lineage: Eukaryota; Metazoa; Arthropoda; Insecta; Lepidoptera; Erebidae. The record is from the annotation of a GenBank genome assembly.
AUGAUUCCCCAGAUUGUUGUGAUAGUGACUACUAUCAAAUUUCUUUUCAUACCUUUAUAUCAUUCAACAGACUUUGAAGUACAUAGAAACUGGCUGGCCAUCACUCAUAAUUUAACAUUAGAUAGAUGGUAUUAUGAAAACACAUCAGAAUGGACCUUAGAUUACCCGCCUUUCUUUGCUUGGCUGGAGUUUGUUUUGUCGUUUAUAGCAAAGUAUUUUGAUCCUCAGAUGUUGUAUUUAACCAACUUGAAUUAUAAAUCUGAAAUGACAGUGUGGUUUCAAAGACUGUCAGUAAUUGCUUUGGACUUUUUCUAUAUAUAUGGUGUGAAAAGCUGUUCCAAUCUUAUUGGAAAUGGAAAACUGCUUGUAUUUAUAUUGUUGUUAACAAGUCCUGGCCUUUUGAUGGUAGAUCACAUACAUUUUCAGUAUAAUGGAUUUCUAUAUGGAAUACUUUUGUAUUCCAUUUCACAUAUAAUCAGAAGUAACAAUAUUACAGCAGCAUUUUGGUUUGCCGUUUUGCUCAAUAUGAAACACAUAUUUUUGUAUGUAGCACCUGUCUACAUUAUCUACUUGCUAAGAGCAUACUGCUUCACUAUAUCCUCUGAGGAUGGAGUUCACACACCUUGGUAUUCAUUCUCCAUAACCAACUUGUUUAAACUUGGCAUUACUGUUGUUAGUGUAUUUGGACUUUCAUUUGGACCAUUUAUACAACAUAUACCACAGGUUUUGGCAAGAUUAUUUCCAUUCAAAAGAGGUUUGUGCCACGCCUAUUGGGCGCCAAAUUUUUGGGCUAUCUACACAUUUGUGGAUAAGGUACUGCAAAAUAUUUUGCAAAAGUUUGGAGUAAUGGUAGCAAAAACAGAAGCAUCGAUGACAGGGGGAUUGGUUCAAGAGUAUCAACAUGCUGUUCUACCAUCAGUUACUCCAACUGUGACAUUCCUUUUAACCUUCGUAACAAUGGUACCAGCACUUGUUAAAUUAUGGCAUCUUGGCGCUGAUAGUAGAUAUAGGGUAUUAAGUUUUGUAAGAUGCCUUGCGGUUUGUGCGACUUGCUCAUUUUUGUUCGGCUGGCAUGUGCAUGAGAAGGCCAUUUUAUUAAUUUUGAUUCCAUUAAGCUUCUUGUCAGUGCUUGGCGACGUCGAUGGAAGACAAUUUCUAAUCUUGACAACUGUAGGAAAUUAUUCGUUGUUUCCUCUGCUAUUCCCAAAGAAUUUAUUAUGUAUAAAAAUAUUUAUACUUUUAACCCACGUUGCAAUAUCGUUCGUGAACAUUCCGACACUUUAUGAGCCACAAGGGAAAAUAAAGGGCGGUAGAAGACGGAGGGUGUUCCGCUUACCUAUGUUAAGACAUUCAGAGUCAUUAUAUAUCUAUGGUCUAAUAGUGUUGUGCGUCUAUGAAAAUGGUCUUCACGUAGUGUGGGGCUUAGAUAAAACGUUGCCAUUCUUACCAUUGAUGCUAACAGUUCCAGUUCAAGUCGAGUGUGGAAAACAGCUGAAUUUAAAACCUGAUUCCUAUUAA